Molecule: messenger RNA, 6679 nt
Organism: Pelobates cultripes (western spadefoot toad)
Lineage: Eukaryota; Metazoa; Chordata; Amphibia; Anura; Pelobatidae
Source: the annotation of a GenBank genome assembly
GAUGUCCCUGUCAGAGCGGGGUUUGUGCGCAUGCUCAGUGAUGUCCCUGGCAGAGCGGGGUUUGUGCGCAUGCUCAGUGAUGUCCCUGUCAGAGCGGGGUUUGUGCGCAUGCGCCCUGUGAUUUUUCUUUCUGUCUGUCCCCGCCAAGGUGAGGCCCAGUUCUCUGUCAGGAUUAUAGCGCCGGCGGCCGCGCUCUCUUACCCGGUUAGAAGGGGGGUGUCAGACUGACAGGGGAGCACACUGAGUGCGGUGUCGUGCUGUUUGCCCAGUAAUAACUCCGCUUGGAUCUCCGAGCUCUCAUUGUACAUGUGACCUUGCUCCAGCUGCAAGAGAUUGUCAGCUCUUCGGUUCAGUUAGGUGCCUAUUGAGGCUGUAGAUCCAUAGCUAUCCAUAAGCACACAUCAAACAUUUGCGCUUCGGUUGCUGUGGGCCGCUGAUACUUUACUGAGCAUUAUGGGAAAUGUAGUCCACAGCAGCUGGAGUGCCAGUGGUUAGCUUGCUUGGUGUCAGCAGUGAGCAGCAGGCAGUCCUGGCUGACCUGUGUAAGGGUUGGCAUUUCACACGGUAUUCUAUAAGCCUAUUUAUAUGUAUGCUGGGGCAAUUGCAUUCUUCAGCAAGAUGUAUUUUUAAUGAACACAUUAGCUUUUAGAAAAGAAAAAAAAAAUUCUUGUCUGCAAGAAUAAAUUUAACAUGUCAGAUGUAGACUUGCAUUCGUAACAGAGCAUUCAAAGUUACAGACAUAAUAAUAAUUUUUUUUUUUUAUUUCAGCUUCUUCCAGUGUAAUACUCCUGUUAUUACCUUCCAUUCAGAAUGUACGCUUGCGCCAAGUUUGUGUCAUCCCCAGCCCUGGUAAGUAACUCCCACGGUACUAGUUUUAAAAUGUAUGAAAGGUAUGGUAUACUUGUGGCUAGUUAAAACAUAAAUAAACCAUCACUUUACACCUUUUCUGUACUUGAAUAGCAAUCUUUUAUUAGUUUAAAAUUGUACUAUAUUUUUCUGUUGGUAUAGACAUGCAAAUUUUGUUAAUUUUUUUUUUUUUUUUUGCAGUGCAUAGGUCUAGUACAGGCAAGUUAAAGGUACCCCAACGGCAUUCCUCAAGCAUAGCAUCUCAUGUGACAAUUGGGGUAUUUAGAAGGAAUUGCAUUAUUUUAUGGUAUAUUAGAAACAAGAUAAACAUCAAGCUAAGCAAUUUUGUCAUACACGAGAGUAAACGGAGAGUCAUCAUAUUAGCUAUUACAUUGAAAUUAACUAGAUACGGUCAUUAUGAAAGCCUGCGCAUCUAGGCAAGCUGUUAGGAACGCUGUGGAGAGGUAAAAUAGGAAAGUAAAACAUAAGAAAAAAAACAAACAUACUACUCAAGGCUUGGUGCAUGGCAUGUAAAACACAAAAUUUUGCUGCUCUGGUUGGUAAGGAGAUAAUGCGUCCAUGUAUUAGUCCCAGAUGCUAAAUUAGCCAAUUCCUCUAGGUGGCAGGGAGGUAGUGCCGCUUGGGCUCUUGGUACUCCAGAGCAUGGUGUCUCCUCGGCCCCAUGCCUGCAGGAGGGCUGGCAUCUGGAAGCCACAGGCUUGGAUACGUUGAGGGACCAGAUCUCUCCCCAUCACAGAGGGGGGGCGAGGGUGGUGAGGGUUUUUCUCCGCUUGUAUGCUGUUCUCCGUCUGUAUGCUGUUCUCCGCCUGUGCGGUCGAUGCAUAUAGGUCUUGCCUCGUGUGGCUCUCUGCCUGGGUGAGCGUAAGUGAGCUUGUGGAAGUCUCAUUUGUUUUAUGCUCCGAGGAGGCUUCACCCUGCCUGAGUGCCCUCUUCUUCUGUCUCCCUUCCGCUGUGCUGAGCCAUGGGUAGUGGUGUCUUGUAGACGAUCUUGAGCCAAAAGGCCUGGAAUACUUGGUCCAGCCGCCUCAGGGAGUAGGGAUAUGUAUCACUGAGUGCCCUUUUGGUUGCGAUCGUGUCAUGUGCGUUCGUGCAGACUGCAUCCGCCAUCUUGGGAUUGUGAGCUGCACUGUGAUCUGCUCAGUUUUUCAGUUGGGUAAUGUUGAUGUAGCUGACUGCUCUCCGGGGGGGACCGGGAUAUCCCCCGCCGGUCCAGGGGUGGGGGGGGGGGUUGGAAUGUCACGUGUAUAGUAGCAUAGUUCAGUGGGAGGAGAGCGGCCGUCUCUCCCUCGUUUGGACUCCAGUAGGCCUCAACCUGCUGCCGUGGUUCACGGUGUCUCAGAGCGUCGGGGAAGGUACCUGCAGAUAGAGUAAGGUGCCCCCAGCAUGGAGGUCACCUUGAACAGAGGUCUCCGAGCUGCCAGCCCAGGAUAUCACUGGGCAAUCAGCAUGUGCAGCAGGUGCUCAUGUGAUGCACGUCUUGUCUGCUUGCAGUCCAGGCUCUGCCACCGACAUGCAAAUUUUUUGAGGAGCCACUCUAAGGACCAGCAUCAUUAAAGCCUAAUGUAUUGGUUCUGGUGCAAAAAGACUAUCUCUGCAGCCUUAGCAUUGCAAACUCUGCUUUUUUUGUGUUUUUAUUGUGUUCUAAGGCCACCCCUAGUGGCUGUCACUGAAACAGCUACUUGAGACACUUCCUUAAGUGGUCCUGCAAUCUUAGCAACACAGACAUUUGGCGUCUUCAUGCAGAGUUGGACACUCCCCAUUGAGAUACAUUGAGCCACUUUAUUUCUAUUAAGGAGAUGCUGAAUGGCACGACAUUUGUUUCAAUGCCUUUCCUUGAGGAGCAUUGUUAGCACAUUAGAUUGUAGCACAAGCAUUUGAUUGGACAAAAAUGAUCAGUAACAGAAGGCAGAUCGGAGCUACAGUGAGGAGACUCCUGGUACUUACAGGGACACUCCAGGCACCCAGACCACUUCUGCCGUGUAUGCGCAUUAGGUCUCCCCCGCUGGCUAAUGUCGGUGUGGGCGGAGACUGACCCAGCGCCGAGGGGUUUUAACCCCUUCAGCAACGUGGGAGGGGGCACUGCAGGAUUCUGCAGUGCCAGGAAAACAGAUUUGUCUUCCUGGCACUGGAGACUCCCUUUAAAUGCUGAAAUUAGAUUCCUAAUAAUCUAAACAUAUAGGAACACUUUCUUAAAAAUAAAUAAAUAUAUAUACUUUAAAUUGAAGUCACCCUUUAAAGUUUGUAAAUAUCUAUUGUACUCCAUCAUUGUGAGCUCAACAUGGUAUGCAGAUCACAUUUAUCUGGAAUUAAUGUAAGCUCACAUUUCAAUGUUAUGUGUUUAUUUUGAAAGUUCUAAUAGUGGAAAUUAGGUCGGAGGAAUCACCCAAAAUUUCAAAAUUCAGGCUGAAUGCUGUGUUGGAGAAUCUCCCAACUUCACUAUUUUGGUCUUUUUUCAAUUCACCUUCAGUGUGUGUGUGUAUAUAUAAUAUAUUAUGAUUUAUUUAAAUAAGUUUGCUUUCUUUGUCCUUUUUUGUGUGUUCAGAUAAGGAAUGGAGCCAGUAUUCUCUGCCGUCCACUAUCUGCCCCACUUCUGAACUACACCGUACUUAGGACAGAGCAGGUAUUUAUCUAAAUAUGCUUCAAGAUAACAGUUGGUGCUUAUGUGUAUAAUAUUUUUAUUCAGGUUUUGUUGGGGGGGGACGGGUAAUAAAAAAAAGUUAUCAUGUGUCAAUAAAAUAAAAACAUGUACAACAGUUAUAACUCAAGGCUGCAAACUGAUGACUUAUAUUUUAACUGUCAUCAAUUUGCAGCCUGUGCAGAGACAUGCAAUUGUAGCAGUACUUUCUAGGUGCAAUUUUCAGAAUACUUAAAGAAAAACUGCGGAGUACCAUAACCACCGUCAGCAGGCUGUAAUAGUUGUGGUGCUAUGAGUGCAAUAGUGUUGUCCUCCCAAUGUUAACAGGCAAACCACUUUAGAAUGGUUUGACUUGAGUCAGGAGCUCUCAGUCUGUGUAUGAGCUAGCACUGUUGAGCUUAUUUCAGAAGAGCUAACGAAAGCUAAUCGGCAGGAACCUCGAACCUCGAACCUCAGGCUCUCCUGGCUGCUGUAAGAAGGCAGGGGCUUUUGACUCUAAAAUGAGGAUCUCUUUUUGACAUGUAGUAGAUCUUGGAAUGUCAUAAUUGUUGACAUAACUCAAAUCUAUUCAUUUUUAUUGGAAUACAAAUGUGCACAGGAAGUGGGUGCAGUCACUAUAGCCAGUCUGAUAAAGCAAAACUAAUCUCAAGAAAAAUCAUGAAAAAAAUAAAUGUAGAGGUAUAUAUAUAUUUUUUGUUCCCUCCUCCAGAGCAGAGGCAGUGCACAACAACAGGGAUAUGACACAGUGUCUUGGCAUGAGGGCAGGCAGGCAUGCAAACUAGAGAUUUCAAAGUUACGCUCCUCAUGAUAUUCCUCCCCACAUAGUGUAAACCUCCAUACUGACAUAGAGACCCCAGUUCUCUGCCUGCCCUGGCAGGAUUGGUAGACACUCUUUUUGGUUUUUCUCUGGAGCGAGCUGGGGCAUCUGAGGCCGAGGGAGGCUUUGCUCUAUCAGGGAAGGUGAGCUCUGAUGUGGGCCUGGUUCUUUACUCUAUUGUUCCUUUUUUUUUUCAGGUUUAGACAUUUGUCGGCCUGCAAACCAGUCCUGGAAAAUUUUUCACAAUUAUCUACACUUGACUUAUUACUAAACCUUUUUGUGCUGUUCUUUUUAAACCUGGUUUUGUUUUUAUAGUAAAAAGCUUCUGCCUAUUUCUAGAAUUAGCACACACACAGGACAGUCACCUAACAUAUAUGUUUUGAAAUACAUUUUAAAAACUGUAUUAACUUAAUACCCAUUGCUUUGUGUUUGAAUAACACAAUUGUCAUUCUUUAAUGUAUUUACAGCAGUUGCUACCUGUUCCAGCACGAGGGAUCCAGAGCAGUGCAGUGUGCAGGGACAUUGACACUGCUGCUAAGUUCAUUGGCGCCGGUGCUGCCACAGUUGGAGUAGCAGGCUCUGGUGCUGGUAUUGGCACUGUGUUUGGAAGCCUGAUUAUUGGCUAUGCCAGGUAAAACAUAGUUUUUGCUGUUACCUCUCUUGCCUGCUAUUUGAUCUGCAAAUUUCUUGGAUACGUUGGAGCUUGUUGUUCUUAAUUCACGCCUUGACCAGAAAUGUGGUAAAAGACAAUAUACACGCAUGUCACAAAAAAGACUCUAAAGGAAAAACGUAACUGGCCUUUUUGAAAAGUAAUGAUCGAGCAUGGCUGUGUACACACAUUGUCAUAAGCUUUAAAACUAAUGUACAUUAUACAUGUAGUAAACUAUAUAAACGUUUUUUUUUUUUUUAAUUGUUUAAUAUACAAAUUAGAUAUGUGAAUUUAGGCCAGUACACCCCGGAUUGCAGUGUAAGUAAAACAAAAUCAAAACCUUUUGAAAUAUAGAAGUGCAAUGACAUAAUCAGUUUGACAAAGAUCAGAUACAGUGUGGUCUUCUGUAAAAACAUGUGUGGGGAUAUAAUUAGUAGAGUUUGCUCUUUGCUUUCAAGCAUCCGCAAGUCUCCCCUGUUUAAUAUACUGCAAAGGAUGCAUUGACUGAAGCAGGGAAGACCAUAGAGCAGGCUUCCCCAAACUCCAGCUCUUCAGAUGUUGCUGAACUACAACUCCCAUGAUUCUCAGCCUAUUUCAUUCAUAGAAUCAUGGGAGUUGUAGUUCAGCAACAUCUGGAGGGCCGGAGUUUGGGGAUGCCUGCCAUAGAGAUUGUUAGAUUCAUAUACUGUCUGACACAAGAUGCUUGUAUAUGUAUAUUCACAAAAACUACAGUAUUGAUCAUACAAAAAUUGGUAUGUAAAAAAACUAUGAACAUUAAUGUUUUUGCUGAUGACUGGAGUGCAAAUUUAAACUAUAUAUGUCCAGCGUUGACAGUAAAUAUGGUUUUAGUUUCAUUCUCUAUUGCAGUGAAUCCUGUGCCAGUUUAGGAAUAUAUUAGACUUGCCAUUUUAAUGUUUUUGAUCUCAAAAUAAGAGUUGAAAAAUCUGUGUAAUUAAGUCAUUCAAGCCAUUACUGUUAUUCCUCAAAUAUAAAACACGCUAUGUAUAAGCAAUGCAUUUAUUAGAAUGUCUCUAACAAUGUAUGCCUGAUAAUGAGUUGUCUUUCUCCAUAGGAACCCUUCUCUCAAGCAGCAGCUUUUCUCCUAUGCCAUCCUGGGAUUUGCUCUGUCUGAAGCUAUGGGACUCUUCUGUCUUAUGGUUGCUUUCCUAAUCCUCUUUGCAAUGUGAAUAAUCUCACCUAUGUCAAUGCCAUUUAUCUGUGUCCCAAUCUUCUGUAUCUGUAGCUGAGGGUCAUCCCCCUUCUAUUAAAGGGAAACUAAAGUUAAAAUUAACACUUUUCUACUUUUAUGAAAAAUGUUUUCCUAAAUGUUUAUAUUCAUAUCUCUGUAUCAUGUCUGAAUGUAAGAUAUUUAGAAAAACUUGUAUGUGCCAUUUUUUUAAAGCUGGUUAGGGGAAGCAAUUUUCCUUUUCACUUGCUCUCUUGAGCACUUCCUGAACAGGAAAUCGAAAAUAAAAAAAUAUAUACAUAUUUGCGAGUAAAAUACUUUCAUACAGUAGAAACUUGUGUAUUUCAUAUAUAGUUUCCAUUUAAGUUUACCCUGCUACAGGAUUGGCCAGUUGAUUCUGGGAAAUAAACAAGUAAUAUUAAAUGACUGCCUUUGUUUUUUUCUAUUUAAGUGGACCCUAUUAUUUACAAAACAUUCAGACAAUAAACACUCAACAUGGUAUACAUGUUAUCUUGAAAGUGCCAG